UCACUCUAUAAAUUCAAUCUCGUGUAUACUUUUUUCCUUCACCCCCACAUCAUAAUUAAGAUGAACAGCGUGCUUGCUUGUUUCAACUGGAGAACUAUAGUAACCCCGGAAUAUGGGGAUGAAGAAGAAAAAGAAGUAGUAGAACCACUGAAAGCGGUAUAUAGAGAUGAGUUAACGAUAAAGAAAGCUCCUCCAGUGCCAUGCAAGGCUCCCAAGAAAAGUGUUCGCUUUGCAGACGAAGAAGAAGGAGAAGGAGAAGGGAUAAGAGUGAAGGUAAAGAUGACAAAGGAAGAAGCCAAUCGAUUGUUAUCAAAGUGCAAAGAAGGAGGCCUUCUUGAUUUCAAAGACGUUGCUCGUGAGCUUGUGAAUAUCCCUAUACACCGAGUUACUGUUCUCUCCAUUCCUCAACAACAAUAAUCUUCAAGAUAAAUCACCAUAUAUGUAUAUAUAGCACCAGAUUAGAUAGUAGUUAUGCUAGUGACAUAUAUAGAUAGCAAACGUAUGUUUUUGCAUCAUUAUUGUGAUGCGUACUCAAUCGUUCCAAUACUGUAAUGCUGAUAAACAUGUUUUUCUUAGCUGAACAUGUGUUUGAGCUAGCUU
Messenger RNA from Arachis duranensis, 600 nucleotides. RefSeq lists its product as uncharacterized. The record is from RefSeq and is a predicted model, not a curated record. The coding region runs from base 61 to 417 and encodes 118 amino acids. The transcript has a single exon. NCBI's taxonomy places the organism in Eukaryota, Viridiplantae, Streptophyta, Magnoliopsida, Fabales, Fabaceae.